Molecule: messenger RNA, 3852 nt
Organism: Phlebotomus argentipes
Lineage: Eukaryota; Metazoa; Arthropoda; Insecta; Diptera; Psychodidae
Gene: ChAT
Product: choline O-acetyltransferase
Exons: 8
Coding region: 281-2140 (619 amino acids)
Biological process (GO): neuromuscular synaptic transmission; acetylcholine biosynthetic process
Cellular component (GO): cytoplasm; neuron projection
Molecular function (GO): choline O-acetyltransferase activity
Source: RefSeq, a predicted model, not a curated record
CGAGACCGUGGCGUCUUCGGAGGGGCCCAGCAGCGGAGAUUCCGCCCUGUUCUCGAAGCUCGGUGGUGCCUUCUUCGGGGGGCCCAACUCCCCACAGCGAGUCGUCACAAAUAUCCGUGGGUUCCUCGCGAAUCGGCUCACUGGGGCAAUUCCCGAUACAGGAUGGCGAGAUUCAUUGCUGUCGCUUCCGAAAAAGUGGUUGUCUACAACAGAGGCCACGGACGAGUUUGGCUUUCCCGAAGAUCUACCAAAAGUACCUGUCCCACCGCUGGAACAGACAAUGGCCGAGUACCUGCGCCUGCUGGAGCCCUUACUCACAUCGCAGCAUCACGAGCGCGUGAAGGCGAUCGUGAAGCAGUUCUCCGCUCCCACAGGACUCGGCCCCAUCCUGCAGCAGUACCUCGUGGAGAAGAGAGAAGAGGAGGCGAACUGGGCCUACAACUACUGGCUCAACGACAUGUACAUGGACGUGAGACUCGCCCUGCCAAUCAACUCUAAUCCAGGGAUGGUUUUGCCUCCGCGCAAGUUCACGACAGUCCAUGAUGUAGCUCGAUUCUCUGCCCGUCUGAUUGACGGCAUCAUGAAGCACAAAGACAUCCUCGACAGUGGAAAACUCGCCAUGGAGCGCGCGACUUCGCGGGAGAAAGGACAACCCUUGUGCAUGGCUCAGUACCAUCGCUUGCUCGGCUCCUGCCGGCGACCUGGCGAUCCUCAGGAUAGUCAGUAUCUGCCAGAGAGGCGCACGGAUCAGCACAUCAUUGUGACGUGUCGCAAUCAGAUGUACUGCGUCCCCAUUCGAGCAAACGAUCGCGGUCAGCUGUCAGAAGAUGAGAUUGCAUCUCAGCUCCUGUACGUCCUCAGCGACGCUCCCUGUCUCCCAGCCACGCCACCACCUGUGGGCCUACUCACAGCACAGGCGCGCAAUGAGUGGGCUCACGACAGGGAAGCUCUGCUGGAAGAGGAGCAGAAUGUGCGAAACAUCGAACUGAUUGAGCAAGCUCUCAUUCUCCUCUGCUUGGACGAGUCCUUGCCCACCUCCUUCAACGCCAGGGCAACUAACGGAGAUCCUCUGCUGGGACACCACGUCGCUGGCCGGGAUGAGACCAACAUGGAGCACGAGAUGAUCCAUGGCGGCGGAAGUGAGUACAACAGCGGCAAUCGGUGGUUCGACAAAACCAUGCAGAUCAUCGUUUGCAACGACGGCACUUGGGGUCUGUGCUAUGAGCACUCGACUUCUGAGGGCAUAGCUGUGGUUCUCCUCCUUGAGGGCAUCUUGCGAGCCAUUGACGCGAUGGGAAACGUUGAGGAGGGAGCUGGACAGCAUCAUUUGCCACCUCCAGAGCGCCUAGAAUGGGUGAUAAAGCCACCGUUGCAGCGACGCUUAGUCGUGGCGGCGAAGUCCUUCGAUCAACGCAUUGAGGAUCUGGACUUUUACGUCUAUCGCUAUCAGACCUACGGCAAGUCCUUCAUCAAGGCUUGUCAAGUGAGUCCCGAUUGCUUCAUCCAACUGGCUCUGCAGUUGGCUUACUACAAACUCUAUGGGCACCUGGUGAGUACUUAUGAAAGCGCUUCAACGAGAAGAUUCCUCCUGGGACGAGUGGACUGUAUCCGAUCGGCAACGUCAGAGGCUCUGGAGUGGGCCAAGGCCAUGUGUCAGGGUGAAGGACCAAAUGUUCCUUUGGAAAGUGACAAGGAGGAAGACGACAAGGAUGCUAAGAAAGUCACCUUCAGCAUUUACAGCAAGGAUCACUUGAGAGAGCUGUUCAGAUGUGCAGCUGCUCGCCAAACUGAGAUCAUGGUUCAGAACAUCCUGGGACAUGGCAUUGACAUCCAUUUGCUGGGCUUGAGAGAGGCUUGCAAGGAUCGUGGCGGUCCAAUGCACGAACUCUUCACGGAUGAGAGCUACAAAAUCGCCAACUGCUUUCUCCUCUCCACGAGUCAGGUCGCUUGCUCAACUGACAGCUUCAUGGGCUACGGACCUGUGACUCCGAAGGGCUACGGCUGCUCGUACAACCCUUAUCCAGACGAGAUUGUCUUCUGCAUCUCGGCCUUCUUCUCCGCCGAGAACACCAGCGCCACGCGAUACGCCAAGUCGCUGCAGGACUCACUGGAUAUCAUGCGAGAUUUGCUGUCUUCGUAAACACUUCAACCCUUAAAACACUGAACGCUUAUUUUAACUUUUGACGAAUCGAAAGCUUUACAAUCACGUGGGGUGAAAAAAAAAAUGAAGAAACACUUGAAAGCUUGUGCACCAGAAUCUAAUUCUGAAGAAAAGAGAGAACAUAUAUAUAUAUUUAUUCCUAAAAAGGAGGGAAAAAAAUCUAUUUAGUGUUGAAAAGAGAGAAUUUAUUGGUGUUAAAAGUUGUUGAAUUGACAAAUUUCCUGUGUUAAUUGAAGAAGAAAAAAGAAAAAUGUUUUGUGUUGAAUCUUUAGAUGAAACUUUGAAGUGAAAAGGACACAUUUUAUGCCUUUUCCGUAAAGAAUUGUAUACAGAAAAUAAUCAAGUAUAAACAAUUUUUGAAGAAAAGAAAAAGACAUGAAACCGAAACAUAUCAAUAACUAUAAUAUUGUUAGACUAUUCUUGAAGGAAAAAAGAAAAACGACACAUAUCAAUCAACGGAUAUUUUGUAGUAAGAACAGGACACUCGCCAGAGUGUCCAGGUUAGAUGCCUAAAAAUGUAUAUUAUACAGAGGGGAGGAAGAGUAUAUUGUAGGUGAAAUUGAAUGUGUAGAUGUAGAUAAAAGUAGAAAACCACUGCGUGUAUUAGCAAUAUCACAAAUUCUAGUUUAGUAGCCCACCAUGAACAAGACAUAAUAACUGAAUAUUUAUUGGACAACAUGGGAUGUAUUGGAUGUUUUUUCGUGGACAAAGCAUUUUCUUGGGCCCCUCUAAAUAAUGAAGAAAAAAAAUAUCCUCAUUCAACUUAUCAUAUAAUGCCAAGGGGUUGCUAAUAUUGGGGAUCUUAUCUAUAUUCAAAAUUCAUUUAUCAAAUUAUUGUGCAGCAUUUUUAAAGAGCGGAAGGCGAAUUUCUCUUUUGAGAAGCUCACAAAAACCAAUAAAUAGACAACAUUGCUUCAUUACUUCAUCUUUAAUCGAAUAUUUACGGUUUUACGCAAGGUUUUAUGUGGAAAUUGAAGAUUUUUCUAACUUUUCUAUACUUCUCUUCUCUCGUUUUUCUCACAAAAUCUUCUAAUUUCUGUAUUUAAACUCUAAAAUCUAUCUUCAAACCUAAAACUUCGCUCGAGAAGACAAUUUGCUACCUUAAACUCAUUUUUCUCCUUCAUUUUCUACUCUUUCUUGAAAUAUUUUCUAAGAUCUCUAAAUCUUCAAAGGAACUUUCAACACACUGAAUGUUGAGGCAUUCAAUAUCUCUAUUAGUAACCCCUUGUAAAUUGCUGAUAUAAUUUGGGCUACGCUUUGUUGCGGUGCAGAAUAAGGAAAUUCUGCCGCUAAUGUAGUCCCAAAGUAUUUGUAUAGAAUGUACAGUUUUUUCGCUUAAUCUCACGCAGCUUUGUCAAUAUGAUCAUUUUCCAGGGUCUCUCCUGAUCUCUACGAAGUGCUAUUAAUUUGCUCUGUGUGCGCACUCGAUAGAUAAAUGAUCACUUAUAGGCAGAAGUACUGUAUUUUGACGAUUAGAUAUCAUAGGAUCAUAAUAAAGAUACAAUUAGAUUUUAAGUUUUAUUUUCAAAGUUCAUCCUCGCGAAGGACAAAAAAGGCAAAAAAGAAAAAAAUCGAACGUCAAAGUACACUUCGAUAGACAGUUCCUUUGUGAGUUGAACGCCCGCACAGUAACUCUUGUCCAUUGAUAAAGAAAGAAAAAAAAAGAGAUAAUUAGAGUAGGUAAACAUGAA